Molecule: messenger RNA, 168 nt
Organism: Xenopus laevis (African clawed frog)
Lineage: Eukaryota; Metazoa; Chordata; Amphibia; Anura; Pipidae
Source: the annotation of a RefSeq genome assembly
AUGCCACAGUUAAACCCAGGCCCAUGAUUCCUAAUCCUAAUCUUUUCCUGACUUGUCCUUUUAACAUUUAUCCCACCAAAAGUUUUAAAACACAAAGCAUUUAAUGAACCAACUACACAAACCACAGAAAAAUCUAAACCUAACCCUUGAAACUGACCAUGAACCUAA